GCCGCCGCCGCCUCGGCCGCCGAGGAGCCGCCGCCGCCGUCGCCGCCGCCGCCGAGCCGCAGCCAGAGUCGCUGCCGCCGCCCGGCCCGGCCCGGCCCGGCCCCGAGCAGCCCCGCGCCGCCGCCGCCCCGCCCGCCCGGCCCCCCGUGCCCGCCCCCGCCGCUGGAUGCAGGCGGCCGGCGGCCCAGCUCGCAGAGGCGGAGGGCGGCGCGGGCGGCGGCGGCGGCGCGGGCGGCAGGAGCGCGGGCCCCAGCGCUAGCUCCCGCCAUGCCCAGCUCGCUCGGCCAGCCCGACGGCGGCGGGGGCGGGGGCGGCGGCGGCGGCGGCGUGGGGGCGGCGGGGGAGGACCCCGGACCCGGACCUGCGCCCCCGCCCGAGGGCGCCCAGGAGGCCGCGCCCGCGCCCCGGCCGCCGCCCGAACCCGACGACGCGGCCGCCGCGCUCCGCCUGGCGCUGGACCAGCUGUCGGCGCUCGGGCUGGGGGGCGCUGGCGACACGGACGAGGAGGGGGCGGCCGGGGACGGCGCAGCGGCGGCGGGGGGCGCGGACGGCGGGGCGGCUCCGGAGCCUGUGCCCCCCGACGGACCUGAGGCCGGCGCGCCCCCGACCCUGGCCCCCGCCGUGGCCCCCGGGUCGCUGCCGCUGCUGGACCCCAACGCGAGUCCCCCGCCGCCGCCGCCGCCCCGGCCGUCGCCCCCCGACGUGUUCGCGGGCUUCGCGCCCCACCCCGCGGCCCUGGGGCCCCCGACGCUGCUGGCCGACCAGAUGAGCGUGAUCGGCAGCCGCAAGAAAAGCGUCAACAUGACCGAGUGCGUCCCGGUGCCCAGCUCCGAGCACGUCGCCGAGAUCGUGGGUCGCCAGGGCUGCAAGAUCAAGGCCCUGCGGGCCAAGACAAACACCUACAUCAAGACCCCAGUGCGGGGCGAGGAGCCGGUCUUCAUCGUGACCGGCCGGAAGGAGGACGUGGAGAUGGCCAAGCGUGAGAUCCUGUCGGCGGCCGAACACUUCUCCAUCAUCCGCGCCACGCGCAGCAAGGCCGGGGGUCUGCCCGGCGCCGCCCAGGGCCCGCCCAACCUUCCCGGACAGACCACCAUCCAGGUGCGCGUGCCCUACCGGGUGGUGGGGCUGGUGGUGGGGCCCAAGGGCGCCACCAUCAAGCGCAUCCAGCAGCGGACGCACACCUACAUCGUGACGCCCGGGCGCGACAAGGAGCCGGUGUUCGCGGUCACUGGGAUGCCCGAGAACGUGGACCGCGCGCGCGAGGAGAUCGAGGCGCACAUCACGCUGCGCACUGGCGCCUUCACCGACGCGGGCCCCGACAGCGACUUCCACGCCAACGGCACCGACGUCUGCCUGGACCUGCUCGGGGCGGCCGCCAGCCUCUGGGCCAAGACCCCCAACCAGGGACGACGGCCCCCCACGGCCACGGCCGGCCUCCGCGGGGACACGGCCCUGGGCGCCCCCAGCGCCCCCGAGGCCUUCUACGCGGGCAGCCGCGGCGGCCCCUCCGUGCCGGACCCAGGCCCCGCCAGCCCCUACAGCGGCUCCGGCAACGGGGGCUUCGCCUUCGGCGCGGAGGGUCCCGGUGCCCCGGUGGGGACGGCCGCCCCCGACGACUGCGACUUCGGCUUCGACUUCGACUUCCUGGCGCUGGACCUGACCGUGCCCGCCGCGGCCACCAUCUGGGCGCCUUUUGAGCGCGCCGCCCCCUUGCCCGCCUUCAGCGGCUGCUCCACGGUCAACGGAGCCCCGGGACCUCCCGCCGCCGGCGCCCGGCGCAGCAGUGGGGCCGGGACCCCCCGCCACUCGCCCACGCUGCCCGAGCCCGGCGGCCUCCGCCUGGAGCUCCCGCUGUCUCGCCGUGGCGCCCCGGACCCGGUGGGCGCGCUGUCCUGGCGACCCCCGCAGGGCCCCGUAUCCUUCCCAGGCGGCGCCGCCUUCUCCACGGCCACCUCGCUGCCCAGCAGCCCCGCGGCCGCCGCCUGCGCCCCCCUGGACUCCGGCGCCUCCGAGAACAGCCGCAAGCCCCCUUCGGCGUCCUCGGCCCCGGCCCUGGCGCGAGAGUGCGUGGUGUGCGCCGAGGGCGAGGUGAUGGCUGCGCUGGUCCCCUGCGGCCACAACCUCUUCUGCAUGGACUGCGCCGUCCGCAUCUGCGGCAAGAGCGAGCCCGAGUGUCCCGCCUGCCGCACGCCGGCCACCCAGGCCAUUCAUAUCUUUUCCUAGAGCGCGGACCACCACGUGGCCGGGGCCAUCUGCGGGGGCCAGGGGUGGGCGCGGGAGACGGGGCGGGACCCGGGGUGGGAGAGGGACGGGGAGGGGGCGAGGGGCGGAGGCCGAGGGGGCAGGGGGGUGGGCGGCGGCCAGUGUUUACAGAUGAGCUUUAACUGCCGCCUCAGGCGUGGAGACGGAGACCCCGCAGCCCGGCGGCGCCUCAGCCCUUCAACGACAGUAUUGAGUGGUCAGGUUACAAUAAACCGGAGAGAAAAGGUCCGCUUGCACUUUUUUUAGUUUUCUUAUUUUUAGACACCCCUCCCCUCCAGGGUGAUCUUUAAAAAAGCAAAACAAAAAACACGACUUUUCCAGCGCUCAGCGUUUUUUCCUUUCGUCCGAAGCCGUUUUCUGAUUUGACUUUUCUCGCCGGCCGGUCUCAGGCCGCACAGACGUUCCAGAGGAGGAGGGUGACAUUUUUACUCCCUUUUUGGGGCUAACCAUUUAUGCUUUUGUACAUCAACCGUGCGCGGCCGGAGGGGGCAGGGGGGCGGGGGCGAGGGGCGUUCCAAUCAAAUUUCUAACUUUCUGUUAAUUAUUAAUCCCCUUUUUACUGCGGUUUCUGUUGUCAUUUUUAAAAUUUUUUUAAUUUUUUUUUUUUUUUACUUUUACUUUUUACCUCUUGUGUAUAUGUAGGGAAUUUAUAGGGAAAUAUGUACUUUAUGGAAUAAAUUUUAAGAACUAAAAUAUAUUUUAUUUUAAAUAAAGUAAUGGACCUUUAAUCUUACACAGCUAAAUUACUGAUUAUAUAUUUGCUGAGCUGAUUUAAGGGUUAAAAAAAUUGUAUCAAGAGUUUUAUUUUUUGACUUCAAAGCCUUCUUAAUAAAGCCUCUUUUCUACAUGUGA
Homo sapiens (human) is the source of this 3114-nucleotide messenger RNA. RefSeq names its product mex-3 RNA binding family member D (gene MEX3D). Gene Ontology annotation, molecular function: nucleic acid binding; RNA binding. Bases 268 to 2223 code for a protein of 651 amino acids. Lineage: Eukaryota; Metazoa; Chordata; Mammalia; Primates; Hominidae. The record is from RefSeq and is marked validated. Gene Ontology annotation, cellular component: cytoplasm; nucleus. The transcript has 2 exons.